This is a messenger RNA of Saccostrea echinata, 873 nucleotides long. RefSeq lists its product as uncharacterized. The record is from RefSeq and is a predicted model, not a curated record. The transcript is spliced from 2 exons. Lineage: Eukaryota; Metazoa; Mollusca; Bivalvia; Ostreida; Ostreidae. Gene Ontology annotation, molecular function: nucleic acid binding. The coding region runs from base 1 to 873 and encodes 290 amino acids. Gene Ontology annotation, biological process: DNA integration.
AUGGGUCCUUUAUCCCCAUUCACGGAAAAGGGUAACAGGUACAUUCUUACUCUAGUAGAUUAUUCCAGCUGUUAUCCAGAAGCCCUAGCUUUGCCAAGUAUAGAGACAGAAAGAGUCGCUGAAGCAUUAAUGGAAAUCUUCUCCAGAGUAGGUAUACCAAGAGAAAUGUUAACGGACAUGGGUACCCAAUGCACGUCGUCUCUUAUGGAGGAAGUAAGUCGUCUCAUUUCAACCACACCUCAACACCCUUCCUGCAAUGGAUGGGUCGAACGCUUUAAUGGGACUUUAAAGCAAAUCUUAAAACGACAUUUUGCAAAGAAACCUAAGGACUGGGAUAAGUAUUUAAAUGCAAUUUUCUUUGCUUAUAGAGAGUUACCACAGAAAAGCUUGGGGAUUUCUCCUUUUGAAAUAGUCUGUGGAAGGUUUGUACGAGGUCCAAUGUCUAUUUUGAAAGAACUUUGUACCAAGGAAAUAGAAGAUACAAACGUGAAAAACAACCUAUCCUUAUGUUUUAAAUCUGAAAGAGAGAUCGCAGUCUAUGGCCCAACUUACCAGAGAAAACCUUUAAAAUCUGCAACCAGGUACAAGAAGUACUACGAUAAGAAAGCUAGAAAUAUAUCUCUAAAGGUAGGUGAUACAGCUCUUAUUCUAAUACCUACAGACUUCACUAAAUUACUUCUUCAAUGGAAAGGCUUUAGACAUCGUAAAGAAGGUAAACCGUGUAGAUUGCCAGUUGAAAAUGAAUGGGAAGUAAAUGCUACAUUUGUGGAUUGUGUGGGAGACUCAACACAGGAAGGACAGUUAGAUGACUAUCCGGCACUAGAUUCUGACCAAGGCACAGAAGUGGAUGUCAAUGGUUUGCUCUCGACCUAG